AUGAUGAUGUCCAUGCUUUUCGAUAAAAUGCUAUACGAACAAGAAGACUUUAUAUAUAGUGCAAUGAACGAGCUCUACUGGGACGACGAAGUGUAUGAAAUGGUGGAGAUGGGAGUUUCUGGCUGUGGAUGGCUAAGCGCAGAUGAUCCUGUGUUCUGGUGCAUAGCUCCUGCUAACCUUGAAGAGAUCGUCUGGCUAUUUCGUACAGCACCGACUCGGCAGCCCUAUGAUGAGUCGGAGCUCCCUCUUACUCUCUUGGAAUACUAUCUACACAUGAACCUCUCGGAAUUGCUAGAUAAAUUGUCGCUAGCACCGAAAAGGAUCCAUGAUGCGUUGUGCAUGACAUGGGCACGAGUCACCAAGCGCCGCAAGCUCUCCACAGAAAAUCGUUUGAACCAAUCGUCAAGGCUCAAAAUAGAAUGGUUGUUCGAACAAGACCUAACGAAAUUGAAAUUCUAG
This is a messenger RNA of Cotesia congregata, 459 nucleotides long. Lineage: Eukaryota; Metazoa; Arthropoda; Insecta; Hymenoptera; Braconidae. The record is from the annotation of a GenBank genome assembly.